AUCAAAACAUGCUUGAUUUAUACUUAUCCUCAAGAUCUAAUUGUUUAUUUUUUGUUGUCCACAGAACCUGCCUGCCUGACCUGGUGGUGGCCAACCCGCGACUGUCUGACUUAUGGGGAGCCGCCACGUCAUUCAUCUCAGCCCUUGAUUGGUACCAGCCAAUCCUCAUCCACGAUGACUCGCCUCAAGCUCUCCAGCUGGCCCACAUCGCCUCCAGGGACACCAAGUACGACACCGUGGGCCUCUCCCUCUCCCCGCCAACCUCCCGAGACACCACUUCCAGAACCGGCUGAGCGGGAUCCUCCACACGGUGCGGAGACUCAUCUUCGUCUCCGGCACCGUCAACUUCGUGAAGGUGGUGUUCAGCCACGGCGAGGACCUGGACAUGUUCAACGGGGAAUAUAUCUGGAUCCUGCUUGACAUUCCCCUCCCAGGAAACCUCUCGGAAUCCCUGCGUCCAGGCCUCCUCAGUCUUCGCCCAGACUAUUUACGAACCCCCCAAAGACAGUUACUUGUAAACUUUGUUAAGUCGUCAAUAUCUGUGAUAUCGGAGUUUUUCAAAGAAACUAACAUGACGUCGUCGGCCGCCAUGCUGUCGCCGUCAGCGCCUACACAGUGUCAAGUGCCUUACAGGAAUCUGUCCACGAGUCAGUUUGAAUUACACAGACAACUCAAAGAGAAGCUAGAAUCAAGCAGAAUAUCUCAGAGAUCAUUACCAGGUGUGACUCCUUUUUUCCACGUGGAGAACCUGGUCAAAACGGGUGCCAGUACCCAGUGGAAGCGGGUUGGGUACAUCAACGGGUCGGAGGUGCAGAUCAACGCUAUUUUCUGGCCCGGGAGGGGAUACAAGGGUGUCUCGGAGCAGAACAAGAGGCUACGGGUGGCGCUAGCAGAGGCCCCGCCCUUCGUCAUGACCUCUUCCCUCAUCGAGAACGCCACCUGCCUACUGGGGAUCAUCUGCCUAAGAGUGUUCUCGCCGGAGGUAGCGGCAACCUUCGCGGACAUGGAGCGGGAGGUAGUGAACGCCUCCAGGGGCUACGAGGUGGUUUGCUGCAGCGGCCUCUCUGUCGACCUUAUGAUCAACGUAGCCACUGACCUUGAAAUUGAGCUGCAGGUGUAUCUGGUGAUGGACGGCACCUUCGGGGCGCCGCGCACCUCUGGCUGGACGGGCAUCGUCGGGGACCUGCUGGACGGUUCAGCGGAUCUUUCCUUCGCGCCACUCUCCGUCACCGCCCAGAGAGCAAGACAUCUCGACUUCUCUGACCCUUACUUCUUCUCCUCCAUAUCCAUUCUCUCGUCUACCAAACAAAUGGAGGUCCCCUUGCUGGCCUUCCUGGUGCCCUUCAGCCCCGAACUAUGGAUCGCCAUUUUCGUCUCCCUCAACAUCACUGCCUUCAGCGUAGCCGUGUACGAGUGGCUCAGUCCCUUCGGCCUCAACCCCUGGGGACGACAACGGUCCAAGAACUUCAGCUACGGUUCAGCGUUGUGGGUCAUCUGGGGGCUGCUCUUCUCCCACCUGGUCGCCUUCAAAGCCCCCAAGUCGUGGCCCAACAAGGUACUCAUCAAUGUGUGGGGUGCCUUCAGCGUCAUCUUCGUGGCCUCCUACACCGCCAACAUCGCUGCACUCUUCGCCGGCCUCUUCCAGACCCGAGACCACCACGGCAGAAACAUCUUGUCGCUGCGGGUGGGGUCAGUCCGGGCAAGCUCCGCCGAAUACUACGUGUCCAAGAUUAAACCCGACCUCUGGGAACACAUGAAGCCAAACCUUGUCAAUGACUUCACCAAUGGCCUCCAUCGUCUUCGGUCUGGCACGCUGGACUUGAUGGUGGGUGACUCGGCAGUGCUGGACUACCUGCGAGCCAACGACCCUGGCUGCACCCUGGCCCGCCACGGGGAGGACCUCGUGUCAGACACCUUUGCCAUCUCCAUGGGAAAGGGCUUCCCCCUAAGGGUGAAGAUCAAUACUAUUCUGGCGAGAUACUUGGCGUCGGGUCACCUGGAUCACCUCAAGCACAAGUGGUACGGAGAGCUGCCUUGCUUCAACAGGAUCUCCGCGGACUUGUACAAGCCACAGGCCCUCGAGAUCAGCACGGUGGGCGGCGUGUUUCUCAUGCUCACCCUCGGAAUCGGGGUGGGCAUCUUCCUACUGUUCCUGGAGCAUCUCGUGUACCGCUAUGCCCUCCCUACACUUAGGACCAAACCUAAGGAGUCCGUGUGGCGGAACAGAAACCUCAUGUUCUUCAGUCAGAAACUGUACAAGUUCAUCAACUGCGUCGAGUUGGUCUCGCCGCACCACUCAGCCAAGGAGCUCGCCAACAGCCUCCGCACUGGCCAGAUCAUGGGGCUGUUCCAGAAGUCCGUCAAGAGGAAGGAGAACGAGCAGAGGAGGAGGAGGAAGAGUAAAGCGCAGUUCUUCGAGAUGAUCCAGGAAAUCAGGAGAGUACAAAAGGAGGAAAGAGCAGAGCAGGUCAUCCCUCCGCCCACCUCAGCCACCAGUACCACGGUCACCGAGGACUCCAGGAGGGGGGAACCGACCCCGUCACACCCCCUGGAGGCCACCCCAGCUCCCCCGUCACCCUUCUCCACCACCACCACCGCCACCACCCAGGCCCCUAUCACCAUAGACUACCUCCCCGGGCCCAACCCCCAUGAAGACUCCGAGGGCAUUAUAGUGGUCAACAGCUCCGUUCCCUUGGGCUUGGUGGAGGAGCUCACCAGCAAAAUAGGCCACGAGGAUGUGGAGAUAGAGGAGGACUCAAGCUCAGGGAUACUCAUUCUAAAAGUCAGUGACCCCGAAGAAGCACUCGAGGCCAACACCUUUAAUCAACAGUUAGAGGACACGCAGACGUACAAAUUACAAGGCACAGCUGGGGAGUGCGAGAUGUGUACUUGCUCGGUUCAGGAAGGCGGAGUCACACGUCGAAAAGAAUCUGGGGGUUGUCUAAAUUGCCUCCAGCGGCAGGACAGUGCUAGGAUAGCACGGAGAGCCGCUGAUGGUACCUGUUACCCAUGCAAUACCGUGGCCAGUACCAGGGAAAACCCCCUGGGUGCUUACCCCAUCAUAGUGGGGACAGCAAACGGUCUGCGUCAUAGAGGCAGCGUCCCUAACCCUCCCACCAGUCAUCUUCCUUCACCCUCCCUUCGCCCAGCCACCGCUCCCUCCACGGCCAUACCUUCCCCUGGAAUCAUGCAGCAGGCAGACGUUCCAGAAAUCCUGGGGCACGCCACGAGGUCCUUGGAAGAUCUUGAGGCUCGGACAAGACACUCCUUAGGCGAGAAAAGCUACGAACGUGUUCGUCUGCUUCCUCUGUCGCAACAAACUGCCAUCCAGUCGUCUGGGUCACUGCAGCUGGUGGCGGCCCUUUCCCCAGGUCGAGAACGGGUCAACUCUGACCUCCUGCGUCACGUGAGCAAAGCUGACUUGUGGCAGCUGUGGCAGGACUCUGAGAAAGAACUUAGAGUUAGACUACGGCAAGCAGAGAGUCAGCGAGACGAGCUCCUCCGCCAGAUGUCCAAGGCAUCACACAGGGACCGUCACCCGCUGACUGAAGGCUCGAGUGAAGAGUGGGACAGUAAAUCUUUGGAAGACACCAUGGGAGACGCUAAGAAGCUUUAUGCAGCGGUACCCCAUGUGUCCAGGCGCGCUGAGGACAUAGGCGACUUCCCAAGGACAGGAAGGAGGAUGAGCAGAGAGCGACGACCAGAUGAGACGAGACUUAAAAACACUAGGAGAGAUUCUUCCACGACCCCGAGGAAGAAAAAGCGACAAAGAUCUAAAUCACAAGAUUACCUGGAAACCAGGAAGAGUACAGAGUCACUAGAGGAGAAGAAACUUUACCCGAAAGUCGAGGAGCGGGUUAUUACCCCACGCAAGCACAGCAGCAGGAGGAAAAGAGAUGGAAGCCAGGACCGCAGGACAGAGUCGGAAGAAGGCCAGACUCUACCGAGACAACGACCAGUAGUCCACCGUUCAUUCGAAGGUGCGAUUGAUAAGACUGAUUUGGUGGAUCCUCUGGGAGAAUACUGUUCCACGCCUCUCCCACUGCUGCGCUCCCUUCACCAACAAUCCAAGAGUGACAGUGAGAGGAAUUACGCUUUCCUACAAUCCCUAACACCGGAGCGAAGAGACGAAAGACUGCCGCACGAUACCUACACUGAUCACAUUCACCUGAAAACAUUCUGCAGAGAAAUAAAGGGAAGAGGCUGUGAGAGUGACGAGCAGACAGAAGAGGACAGCCGGCUUAAAAGGUCCGAUGAAGAGAGACUGUCGAUAAGAAGGCGGCGAGGGUUGCAUCACGGGGUCGGCGGACACGUGGAGUCUCAGACGCGGAGACCCCGGGAGAGACAUCCGUCACGGGAGGCGUACGAGGUUCCGCACAGGCGUGAGUCAUCGCUCCAACGAGACACUAGACAACCGCUGCACAGGAGACCGUACGAGAGAGAAGCGGCCAGGGAUCACACUAGCCCCUACUCAGGAAGCCAUCGGCAGCAGCAACCACCACCACCAACACAACAACAACACGGAGUCAGGAGACACACAACCUACGACAGUUCGUCUGACCCGGAGGAUCCCAUCUACGCAGCGGCCCAGGCCCUGGAAGCUGGGUCGACGCGGGAGGCUUUGGGAAGGAGGCAGCCCUCUCAGCACCCUUACCCACGAACCUACGAAGGAAGAAGAAGUGGAGACCGAAUGGAGGAUCGACGAAGCAGCGAAAGGAAAACGUUCAGGGAGACGAGGGAGCCGCCGUGAGCACACCUCGGAGUGGCCCGCCUGGCUCCUCCACUCAUCUUCCUCACACACACACAACUCUCAUAACAAGAUCAUCCUUGUUCCGUGCAUCUCUACUCAUCGCCAGUCAUGUUACUUGUUGAGUGAAGCAGCGAAUAUAACGCACAUUGUUUCUUACUACAGUUGUAAUAACGCUCAUAGUUUUCGCUCUGAUGCCAACAGCAGCCAUUUUUUGCAAAGCAUUUACUUGUCCAGUUGUAUAUACGUGAUGGGAAUAUAGUGCGCUUAAUUUGAAUCACUUUGGUUUCGUGCUAUCUAGGCGGCAUUGUUCGUGGUGACUGAUAUAACAUGCCUUUACUAUGCAUUGUCGAAGUUCGUUGACAGCUUUGUGAACAAUUCCUUCUAACCAAUUACAUUAUUAUUAUUAUUAUUAUUAUUAUUAUUAUUAUUAUUAUUAUUAUUAUUAUUAUCAUUAUCAUUAUAUUAUUACAAUAUGGCGGUGGAGCCUUUCCCUCCCCGCCUGCCACUCCUGCUCCUGGGGUGAAUCAGAGUCUUUAUUUAGCAACGUUCUAGAAAGUCCUUUGCUGCGGGAGCUACACAGGCUGUCUGGGUUUGUUACGUCGGUCUGCGCGGCGGCCCACCCUCUUUCCCUGCGCCCCGCCAGCCGACUUUAGUUAGACUUUUAAGCAUCAUGGAGUUAGCAUGUUCUUUUUCCUUCGUUGCUGAUGCGUAACUUUUUUCGAGCAGGAGGAACGUGGUCGUGUGCAAGGUCAGGCCUUAAACAAAAAGAAACAAAGAAAUGUGUCGGUAAUUCAUAACUCGCCUCAAGCACUCAGUCGUGGGAGCGUGAGCGUGGGAGUGCUGGUGGUGGUUGGUACGGGUGUUCCCCUGACAAUGGUAGUGAGUCUCCAAGAUAUCUUUUUAUCUCAUACUUUUAAGAUAAUCAUAAUCAAAUAUUGUACAUAAAAAAAAAAUUUAAAAAACAGUAUUUUGCUCUACGUAUUUGUCAAACGAGGGACAAUAAGGUCACUUGUAAAGCAGACAGCCUUCAAAAGCUUCCUAUUGAUCUGUACUUCCUGGACUGUUUGAAAGCAGUACUGGACGGGGCCUUCCGUGUCCCUCGCCUACCGCCGCUAUCGCCGGGUUGACCCUCCACCCUCCACACCCACCUGCUGACCACACGGAAGCGGCAACAAUAAGGUUAUUGAAAAAAAAAAUGUUAAUUAUAUCAAAUCAAAAUCCUGUCCAGAUAUACAAUUCAUUAAAGGGAAUCAAGAGGCUAUGAACCUUCCCCUCACAGACUGUCACUUGUUUCAUAUCGAGUCUGACGAGCCAGCGCUGGACACACGAGGCCGCUGAGGGUCUGCAUCACAACAUCGCGGUGUGACGUCACUGUUAAACUCACUUAAAAAAAAAAGAAUGCCGUAUUGUGUCAUUUAAAUGGAAGCUCCUGAAGGAAAUUCUAACAAAGUUGGUGUUACGUUUGAACUACGGGUAAGCUGCAGGUGAAUAUGAAACUUAGCAAUCUGUCUAACUGCCAAGGCGUCAUGGAAGGUUGCAGGCGCUGUAGGACAUUGCUCUGUACGUCGGCCACUGAGGGAAGGCUCCAAUUUUUCAUGAACUGUGUGAAAACAACGGACGAAUCGGAUGCAUUUUGUAGGUUUUCACUUCUUCCACUCCCUCCCUCCAUUCCUCUUGUUUACACCUUCCACCUCUCAUAUUUUACAUCCUCUAUCUCUCCUAAUCUUUCUCUCCACUUCUCCCAUCCUCCUAAUUCUCCAUCCCUCCAGUCUCCAUCUCUCGCCAUUCUCCUCCCCUCUACUUCUGCUGCUCUCUUUUCCACCUCACCUCUACCAUCUUCCUCAUCUCCACAUCAAUUCCAUUCCUCCAUUCACUUCUCCUUAAUCGAUGUUCUUCAGGCUCGAUUGAAGGGAAAAUCAUAUAUAUAUAUACCUUCCUUACCCAGCGCAUACCAUUUCAGCCUCACUCUUUUUCCUUCAUGCCACGAUACAUUACGUUCCAGGCACUCUUCACACUCACUACUCACGUAUUUCUUAGGUGGUUAACUAACUAGUACGUGUUCCUUACCUAUACCAACAUUCACGUUUCAGUCCUUGUCAUCUAUAUUAUUUUUCUUUCACGCUUUUUAUGGUUUUUCUCCUUCUCCUGCCUCUCUGUGUUACCUGAUUCAUCCCUGCAUCCAAUUCUUCCCCCUCUUUCGUCCGCUGUCAUUCUCCGACUGCUCAAGGGCGCGGUGGUGCAAGCUGAAGGAGUCGUCAGGACACACUAAGUUGUUCUGACGUCCCCACCCUCGGCUGGCAUUCACUCUUAGUGGCCGACAAGGAAAGGAAAUAUUUAAAGGGAACUGUGGCUUGAAAUAAUAAUGUAAAUUUAAAACAUACAAUCGCCUGAUAUAUUAAGUCAUUUUGUUCUGAUCGAGUGUCAUGUGGGCGGCGCAGGAACAAAGCAGGACUCAGAAAUGGACCAGUUACCGUACAUUUUAUUUAUUUAUUUAUUUUUUUUUUUCGUCGUAACCUUGUGUAAACUUUCGGCCAUUUUCGUGACGAAGAAACAUGUUAUCGUAACUAUGUAGUGUUAUCAAAAAUAUAUAAGUUAAAAACUCAUCCAACGUGACAAGGGUGGUGUAAGUGUCUCUUUCGGUUAACUUGUUUGUGAAAUCAAAAACCUUGGUGCGGUACUCGGGCGCCCCAGCCACCCAGUCUGCGCCGCUCCCGGGGCGAGGCGACAACCUGCUCUGCGAAACUUGAUCCUCUCGAAACCUUUCUCUACACAGCAUAAUUUGUAUGAUUCUACAAAUAAAUAUACUUACAUACACAUUAUUAGAAUAGGUUUUUGAUAAAGCUUGUAGUACCGUACCUAAAUACUAUGCGAGUGAACUACGUCUUUUAUAGCUGAAACGAACGGAAAAAUUGAAUGAUCUUGGUCAUCCACCGUGGUGAACAGUUUCCUACGCUCCGGGUCUUGCCUCUCCCAGUCGGACUUCUUCACGAGAUAAUCAAAAUGCAGUGAAUACCCUGACUGAGAAUCAAUAUUUUUGGUGCAUACUCUACUUGCCUUCACAAACAUUCCCUUCCCAGCCCCGUGAUGUGCCAGCCUGCCCGCCAACCAAACUAACAUUACACGCGUGCCUGCAGGAAAUACAAAUCACACAGAAAAGACAUGAAAAUUAUGCAGAUGAACGAAACACGAAAUCCUUAUCGCUAAUAAGUAAACGACAAAACGGAUAAUUCACCCUCAUUUACUCCACACCAAAUGGCAAACAGGUGAUUAAUCAAGCAGGCAUUCGCUAUAUUGGGUCAUCGGAAAAAACUAUAAAAGAAAAAUUCUCCCUGAAUAGUGAAUAUAGUUCCCAAAGACCCAAACCAAGUGUCUGUCCAUCACGCGAGGUGCGAACAGUGACAGGGAGUUCCUGGGUCCAGCUCAGUGGGACAAACCUAGAAAUUCACAACCCUGUGUCCUCUCUCACACGCCGGGGUGGGGCUGGAUCAUGUGUGGCCUGUCCUUGUUAGUCGCGCUGUCGUAAUAGGCAGCACCGUACUGGUUUUCCUUAUUUUGGACUUUCAAAACAACCUAACAAAACAUGAAUGUGAAAUAAAAAGCGGAUGACCAAAAAAUUUUGUUGUAGAACUAUACAACGUUUGAGUGCAGCUACUAUAUUUAGAAUUUUUAACCAGUGUUAUUUCCACUCCACUACCUGAGCGGAGUGAAUCCAAAACAAGCAACAAUAGUGACGCAGGAGUCCUGAAGCGGCUCCUCCCUGGCUCCUGCAGCCGCCCCUCCACCACGCUAAUCAUGCCCACUGGGAGCCUAGAGCCUGGCUGUCCCUGCAGCAUUAGUGAAGUUACUAACUCUCCUAUCUAGCAUGUUUUAGUUUGUCCUGUUUUGAUACACUUGAAUACACACUGCUUUGGGUCUCUGUGGCAGGGAGGAGGAUCACAAGAUGAGUGCGAGAGGCAGCGUCUCCUGCCGGGCGUUGGUGAUGCCGGGACUCGCCACAAGGCCACGGUACCGGAGCGGAUUGUUUGUAGAGAAGCGGAUUCUCUCUCAGCCCUCAAGGAGCAGACGAGCUGGCAAGUCAGGACGCAGGAGUCUGCAAUGCCUCCCAAGUCCUUAGAGCGCGUGUGCAAGUGAUCCACGACGAGUCACGAAGCUGAAACUUAACAAAUGCAAGUCUCCUUCCACCGCAAGUCCUGAAACGAUUUUCCUCACAAAUAUUUUGAAGCUCGAGGCAGCUUCUGUUUAUCGUUUGUAGGGGACGAGUUUGUAUACUACGCGAAAAAGGAGAAAAUGUCCUUUUUAUAUUACCAGGGGCGUUAAUGGUGUUCCUUUUUGCUAAUGCCAAUCAAUAUUAGGCCUUUGAUAAGAGGCCCAGCGGCCUCCGGCACACCCGCGCGGAAGGUAUUAGGCUCAUUCUUCUGUGUCCGCUGCAACGCUUUAUAGAGUCUUAGUAGUUAACUAUAGAUAUAAAGAAAACUAUAUAUCGACUUGUCUUGAAAAUGGAAGGAAAUUAACUCAGUCUCAUACAGUUAGGUUGUUUAUUGUUGAUGUACAUAACAUACAUGGUUAUUUCGCAAACAAAUAAAGUUUCAUGACGAACUGGAAAA
This is a messenger RNA of Scylla paramamosain (green mud crab), 9354 nucleotides long. RefSeq lists its product as uncharacterized. The record is from RefSeq and is a predicted model, not a curated record. Gene Ontology annotation, molecular function: NMDA glutamate receptor activity. The transcript has 13 exons. Lineage: Eukaryota; Metazoa; Arthropoda; Malacostraca; Decapoda; Portunidae. Bases 386 to 4750 code for a protein of 1454 amino acids. Gene Ontology annotation, biological process: ionotropic glutamate receptor signaling pathway; monoatomic ion transport. Gene Ontology annotation, cellular component: plasma membrane.